Amyelois transitella is the source of this 1083-nucleotide messenger RNA. RefSeq names its product acyl-CoA Delta-9 desaturase. Gene Ontology annotation, cellular component: endoplasmic reticulum membrane. Lineage: Eukaryota; Metazoa; Arthropoda; Insecta; Lepidoptera; Pyralidae. Gene Ontology annotation, biological process: unsaturated fatty acid biosynthetic process. The transcript is spliced from 5 exons. The record is from RefSeq and is a predicted model, not a curated record. Gene Ontology annotation, molecular function: stearoyl-CoA 9-desaturase activity; iron ion binding. The coding region runs from base 35 to 1009 and encodes 324 amino acids.
UCGAUACUACACUGUUUCUUAUUUUAUCGCGAAGAUGGAAGGGACUAGAAUAAAAAGGGCAUCGUUUUAUGAACUCGUCAGGUCCUUUGAGAAAAGUUUAGGAUAUAAAAACGACAUAAAAUGGACCAGUUUUAUUGCAAUAACGCUAUACCACAUAUUAGGAGUCUAUUGGUGUUAUCAUUACGCAUUUCCUGUUAAAUGGCCAACUUUGGUCUUUGCUGCCAUAAUGUAUGUAGCAAGUGGUUUUGGAAUAACUGGUGGAGCCCAUAGAUAUUGGACGCACAAAGCUUACAAAGCGAAGCUUCCUUUAAAGCUGUUUCUUAUGGUGUGCUUCGCUAGCGCAGGUCAAAAUUCUAUAAAACAAUGGGUGCGAGACCACCGCAUCCACCACAAAUUCAGCGACACGGAAGCAGACCCACACAACGCGAACCGUGGCCUCUUCUUCUCACACAUCGGCUGGCUCAUGAUGAAGAAGAAUGACGAGGUCUUACAAGCCGGGAAACAAAUCGAUAUGAGCGACAUCGAAAAUGAUGUACACCUGCAGAUCUUUGAAAAAUAUUUUAACUACAUCAAGCUUGUUUUCUGCUACAUUUUGCCGACUACUAUUGGAAUCUGGCUUUGGGGCGAGGACUGGCGCUGCUCCGUCGCCUGGCAGUGCUUCAUCAGGUUUCUUACCAUGUUCCACAGUGAGCUGACUGUCAACAGCCUCGCACAUGCUUAUGGAUAUAAACCAUACAACAGGAAUAUAAUACCAGCAGAGAACCGCUUCGUCGCUACAUGCACAUUAGGGGAAGGUUGGCACAACUAUCAUCAUGCAUUCCCUUUUGAUUACAAGGCAGCAGAGCACUUCGAUUUCCUCAAUUUUGGGACGUGGUUCAUUCAAUUCUUUGAAAAGAUCGGUUGGGCUUAUGAUUUGAGACAAGCCACUCCCGGAAUGAUCAAUUCUAUAGCCAAACGAUUGGGUGAUGGGACCCCUGUACAUUUUCCAACAUCCGAAUGUGUAGAAUAAAAGCAAUAACAGUUAUUAUUUUUUUAUGAGAGGAUGAAAAGAGAAGUUUACACGAUUAUUAGAUUUUAUUUAUA